Molecule: messenger RNA, 1196 nt
Organism: Actinia tenebrosa (Australian red waratah sea anemone)
Lineage: Eukaryota; Metazoa; Cnidaria; Anthozoa; Actiniaria; Actiniidae
Source: RefSeq, a predicted model, not a curated record
UGAUGCAAUAGGUUUCAAGAUGUUUCAGUUUCUUGGCCGAUUUUUCUUUCUUCGUAGUUGGUUUUUAUGUGGAAUUCUGCUGAGUGGACUAUGCCGAGUACACUUAACAAAAGGGAAAUUCAGAUGUAUGGUAGACAAAAAUGAGAUAACGCAAGACAUUCAAAGGGGAAUGUCUUCAAUUGAAGUUUUGGCUAUGUAUCAAUGCAACAAUCGAAAACUGACCUUGCGAGAGGACACACUGGAUUCCUUGAGAAAAACUUUCACGAAGUUGUUUGAUGACGUCAUUUCGCCUGACGUCUAGUCAACUAGCUUACGUUUCCAGAAAUAUGACCCUCGCUUUCACGAGUGGGUUGACAUGGCUAACGAUGAGAAACUUUGAAGCUUUGUUUUUAGAUAUGAUAAAAAACGAUUUUUGACACCUUAAUCAUUUGCUCAACGAAAUGUGAUAGAAUCCAAAGGCGGAUCCAAGAUUUUACAAGGAGUAAGGGUUGGGGAAUGGCUUCUAAGCAUAUUACUGAAUUAAGUAUUCGGCACCUCAGAAUGUUAAAACAGUGACGAGGACAUCAUCCUUCUCAUACUACAUAUGGGCGGCAAUGUUGCUUUAUUCAGAAUAGCGAUUCCUCCUCACAGUCUCUACCAUGACACAACCUACCGUAUUUGGUCGCUAGUCAGCAGAAAGAACUGUCUCCUUAGAAAUAAAAACGAUAGGACGAUAAAAUGCGAUGGAAGUGUAGCAUCGAAUCAAGGGGUACUUCUUGAUAAUAUCAAAGUAAAAGACGUCAGUGCUCCAACUCAUCGGCUAUUUCGUCUUGAGUUACAAGUUCCCAAUACCCCUUCAAACAUUUACGUUAUCACUGGAAUAGGAGAAAACCAGGAUAUUAACGUUAAGAAAGUGGAUGCUUCCUCACCGCCUAAUACGUCAGGUACCAAGUUUGAACCUGAGGUGUUCUACGCCUUUACUCGAUUCCGCUGUUCAGGAGUCGGUGGCAAAAACGAUCUCUAUCUGGCUUCAGACGAGAAUGGGAGGGUUACAUUGGCUAAAGGAGGACUGUCGCGAUAUCCUAACCCUGCAACACUUUUCGUGAUCACCGAGAUAUAAGUCAGCUAGAUGAAAACAGCAGUAUGAUUUUUGUAAGCUUUCAGUAACACAUGCAAUACCAGACUGUGAAAUAAAUGUGUGUUCUAGUGGGAACCCU